This is a messenger RNA of Saprolegnia parasitica CBS 223.65, 1080 nucleotides long. RefSeq lists its product as hypothetical. NCBI's taxonomy places the organism in Eukaryota, Oomycota, Saprolegniomycetes, Saprolegniales, Saprolegniaceae. The transcript is spliced from 4 exons. The coding region runs from base 95 to 985 and encodes 296 amino acids. Gene Ontology annotation, biological process: lipid homeostasis. Gene Ontology annotation, cellular component: membrane; endoplasmic reticulum. The record is from RefSeq and is a predicted model, not a curated record.
GGUUGAUGUUGGGCUGUUAUCACACCGCCGUGGCAUUUUUGAUCCGAGUCGCACGGGCGCGGACAGGACUCCAGAUUGCGAGCGUAGUUGUCAGAUGCGCCUCGAGUCGACCGUCGCCGCCACGUCCAUCGACGCGGCCACCAACGCGGCCAUCGCCGCAGGCUUUUUUGUCUUCUUCGCCGGCAUGUUUCGCUUCUCGUGGAAGUACUGCCUCCAGCACAACCCCAAGUUUCCCGACUUUAGCCCUGCCGAGAAGGCCGAUUGGUGCUCGCGCAUCAAUUCGACGAUUCACGCGAUUGUCAUCGUCGCCGGCGUCGUCUACGCCAUUUGUGUCAUCGACUGGGACAAGGACUACUUGCCAAUGAGCUCGAUCCAACCCGCGUGCACCGUCUUCUCCAUUGCGAUCGGGUAUUUCCUCUUCGACCUCAUCGUCGUCAUUGCGUGGCCCGUGCCAAUGCAGUGGGUGUUUGUGAUCCACCACAUUGUCGCUGUUGUGCCCUACAUCAUCAACAACUUUGUCUCGGCGUGCACGGGGUGCCAGUUCGGCCUCCUUCUCUUUCUCCUGGUUGAGAUUGCGACGCUGCCGCUCAACGCGCGGGGCUUCAUGGAGUCCAUGGGCCGCCACGACUCGCUCUCGCACACGCGAUCCAUCUACGCCACGUACGUGACGUGGGCCGUGACGCGCACGCUCUUGCCCGUCUACCUUCUCUACGUCUUCUGGUCCUUCUCGUAUCCGGCCGACAAGGACGACAAUGUGUGCUUCUACCCCAACCUGAUCUGCGCGCACAUCAUUGCGGCCUUCUGCGUCGGUGUUUUCUGCUUUGUGCACACGCCCGAGAUCAUGCACCGAUGGAAAGCCGUGGUCGAGAACGCGGCGCUCCCGCACGACGCGAGCGACCCCGUUGUCGCGCCCCACCCGACCAAGCACUACUGUAAAGCCAACGUCGUCAACGACAACUACACGGCCCACUGCGACGAAGCAUGAUCUUCGAAGACGACACGACAUUAUGUACACUACCCGAAAUACUACAACGACACGCGAUCUACUACGUAACCUAAAUACAACGUGCUUCCUGCUGC